UCUCACUUGCCAUUUAAAUUCACUGUAACGUUUAACAUAUUUUAAAAAUAAUUUAGUGAACAAUUUAAAUACAACAUCAGAAUCUGUUAUACACUUGUUAACGUUUGAAAAGGAUAUUUCAUUAAUGAUCACCUCACGAAUUCAUUUCUCCGUGUCGAAAGUGCUGCUGUAUAAUCACAGGGUCUCAUGAACGUGGAAGGGACGAGAUAUGCCUCUUUUCUUUAAACCUUUGAAAGUUACUUUUCACUGCGGUGAUGUUUCGUUUGCCAGAAGUUUUCAGUCUGUCCUUUCUUCUGGCUGUGAAAUAGUGAAGUCUAGACUAGUGUUAGUAUGUCACUGUACAGACCCCUGGUGUGUUUACUCAAGCGCGGAACAGCAGUGAAGGUCGGCAGGACAGUCACCACCUGGUCACCAAGCUCAACUCCAUGGAGGGCUUUGAGGUGGUCCAGGACAGAGCCCUGCAGGAGACAGAGCAGCUGGUGGAGAAAGCCUGCCGCUGCCCACCUGGAGUCAAAACAGUGGAGAUAUUUGAUAAACUCUCAGACAGCCUGUGCAGAGUGGCAGACCUGGCUCAAUACUAAUGUUGAACUGUGUAAGAGUUUGAAGGACUUGUUGGAUAAUGAAGAGAUUGUGGGCAAACUGGACCAAGAGACAAGAAGAGUAGCUGAACUGUUCAUGUUUGACUUUGAGAUAAUUGGGAUCCAUCUGGAUAAAAAAAAAGAGGAAAGAAGCUGUGAAUUUAAGUGUUAAGCUCUUGGGUCUCAGCAAUCAGUUUCUCAUGGGCUGUCACAUGCCAAACAGAAUAGAGAAGAACGCUCUUCCUAAACACAUUCACCAACACUUCACCAAAGAGGGAAAGUACAUUCAGAUUGGAGGCCUGCACGCUGAUGCGCCUGAUGAUCUGGUAAGGAAAGUUGCAUAUAAAAUCUUCCUCUACCCCAAUGCAAAUCUGAUGCACAUACUUGAGAAACUGCUGACCUGUAGAGAUAAACUGGCUCGAUUGGUUGGUUAUGAAUCUUAUGCACACAGAGCAUUAAAGGGAACCAUGGCCAAAAGCCCAGAAGCAGUCCUGAACUUCUUACAGCUUCUCACAGACAAACUCUUCGACAGGGCAGAUAAGAAUUUUAAAAUGAUGAGGGACAUGAAGAUGAAACUCAACCCCAGAAGCCCACUGUUUGGUGUAUCGCUUCUGGCCGAGCAGCCCAGAGUGGGGGAGGUGUGGAGCGAAGAUGUCCGCAAGCUGGCUGUGGUGCAUGAAACAGAGGGGUUGCUGGGAUACAUCUACUGUGACUUCUUCUACAGACUAGACAAACCUCACCAGGACUGCCAUUUCACCAUCCGUGGUGGGAGGCGGUUGGAUGAUUGUCAGUAUCAGCUGCCAUUGGUGGUUCUGAUGCUGAACCUGCCCCACCCCACUCGAUCCACUCCCACACUGCUCAGCCCGGGCAUGAUGGAAAACCUCUUCCACGAGAUGGGCCAUGCCAUGCACUCCAUGCUGGGACGCACGCAUUACCAACACGUGACGGGUACACGCUGUGCCACUGAUUUUGCAGAGGUGCCAUCUAUUUUAAUGGAAUAUUUUGCUGCAGAUUUUCGCGUGAUUAACCAGUUUGCUCGGUAUUACCAGACAGGGCAGCCUUUGCCGCAGAGCAUGGUGGCCCGUCUCUGUGAGUCCAAGAAGGUCUGUGGUGCCGUUGACACUCAACUUCAGGGAAACUGGAGAGCGGUACCGCAGAGAGAUGCUGGCACAUGGGGGAGCGAAUGAGCCAAUGCUGAUGGUUGAAGGCAUGUUGCAGAAAAGACCCUCCACUGAGGACUUUGUCAACGCUCUUGUGUCUGACCUCGACCCUGACUUUGAAACUUUCAUCAUGGACUCAGAAGGCUGAACUGCAACAGUUUAAGUAGAAAAACCAGUGAUUUCGCAGAUGUGCAC
Molecule: messenger RNA, 1933 nt
Organism: Myxocyprinus asiaticus (Chinese sucker)
Lineage: Eukaryota; Metazoa; Chordata; Actinopteri; Cypriniformes; Catostomidae
Product: mitochondrial intermediate peptidase-like
Exons: 15
Coding region: 779-1765 (328 amino acids)
Biological process (GO): peptide metabolic process
Cellular component (GO): mitochondrion
Molecular function (GO): metalloendopeptidase activity
Source: RefSeq, a predicted model, not a curated record